AUAGUUUAUCAGUUACACUGAAUGUAGAACAUUGUAUCUCUUCUAUCCACGUCAGCAGUGUCAUUCUUCUGUAUAGUUUUGUUUGAUUAUCACAAUGAAAGUUUCUACAGCAUUGGUUGCGAUCUGGUAAAUCUACAUAUUCGGGCCAAAUGUUGACGCACUGACCUGUCUGAAGUGCGACUACGUGGUGCAGCCACGACACUGUAAAUCGGCCAUCUCAUGUCCGGACGAUGAUGUAAAUAAUGUAUAGCGUUGUUGUAUAUUUUUUGUUAUCCCCGCCUCAAAGCGGAAGGGGUUUUAUAGGAAAGCCAUCUUCCGUCAGUCCGUCCGGCCGUCAGUCUUAGCAUAAUUACGCAAUAUUGACAAAAUGUCACAGACUUGUUUGAAGGUAAAAAAAAUUAGCCUCUCUUUUCUAAGCCAGUCCAUAGCAAUGAUGCUCUAUGAAGAACAUUCAUGAAUUUGGACUAUAUAAAGGUCAUUGAGAUAAUGUGAAGAUGUCAUGGGUCGGUCACACCGGCUGUAUGUCUUUGUCACAAUUGAAUGUAUUUUAUGUGCGUUUCAAUUGUAAAUGUGUCUGUAGUAUAUCAUGACAUAUUAUAUUUGUGUUAAACAAACAUUUGCAUCAUUAUUUGAGUCGGUUGCGUCGUCAAAACAAACUAAUUAGCUAAAAGUGUCUAUGCAUUGUAACUAUCAGUAUCUGGUAUCUAUAACAGAUAUUUAUUAAAAUUACGAAAUUAUUUCAAUUUUCGUACAUGUAUACGUAUUAGCAAGAGUUACAAUAUUGUGAAUGAAAUCAUAAUAUUUUACUGAUUUCAAAUCAAAUAUUUCUGAUCUGUAUGAAAGUUUUUUUAACUUCAAAGCGCCAUUUAUCGUGUUAACUUAAGCGCCGUUGAAUCAAUUCAGAUUAAAAUGGUACUUUAACAGGUGCUAAAUUAUCAUGGGAAUCAAGAAGUAUGAUAACCCAAUUUUGGACAAAUAAUUUAGCAUGUUAUUUUGAGAUUUAACGAACUACUGAUUCCAAAAUUAACUAUUAAAUGCAGUAUAGUCUUUACACGAAGCAAACACUUACUCGUUAUUUGCUGUUUGCAAGUUGUAAUGAUUGAAUUGAUGUCGAGAUAUUAAACGUAGUUCCUGCUUGUUAUUUUCAGUCGUGCUUUGUUGAGAGACAGACAAAUGCCUUUAGUGAAAUAGGCUUCCACCUUGGAUGUCUCGCAAAACGUGUAUGCGUGAAAAACCCUUUUUAAUAAAUAUUGCAAAGAAAAAUAUGUAAACGUUAACUGAUUCCAUUCCCACUUCGGUGCUCAUUUUGUUUUUGGUUUCUGGGAAUUCAUGGUAAUAGGUAUAUGUUUAGUACAUAUAUUGUAUCAGUAGAUGAUUUUGAUAUAUAAGUCCUUGAAUGGCAUAAUGUUUAUAAGUGAGAUGAUGUAUUAUCCCUAAUACAAGUUUUUAAUUUUAAAAACAGUCGUGCAUAAAUUCAACCUCCAGUUCGAGUCAUUGUACCCAGUGUUGUGACAAGGAUAUGUGUAAGCAGGUCGUAUGCGGCGAAGACGGUAAAGUGAAAAAUAAUCUUUAAAAUGAGACACAUCGUCGUGGGAUCUAAAAAAUCUUAUGGAAAUAAAUUAAAAAAAUUGUAUUAUGCUAUUAGAAUUGCAUGUCAACUGCGUACACUGUCAGUCAAAUCCCACCAACACCCAAGCAAAAAACACCUCCAUCUUUUUAAAAAUCAUGUCAACAGCAUCGCUUAUUUAAACCUAGAACUUUGAAUUAAAUAGCAUAUAUUAAGCAAAGGAUCACACAAGUCAGAUAGCUUAUAAGACGCAAUGGAAAGCUUAUCACAAUACGGAUAAAAAACAGCAUCAAAUAUAUAUUUUUAAAUUAAAUACUUUAAAGCCCAUGUUAUGACACAACACGUAACACAUAUAGUAGCUUUAAACAAUAUACAUUUAAUUAAAUUAAGUUGACGUUUUGUUUCAUGUGUUUUAUAAAGGAUAUCCGUCUCAACGUAGACCCGUGUGCUAUAGUUGUGAUAAUCCGUUACCUGAAGGUCGUUGCCAUAGUAUUGACGUUUGUCAAGAAGGAGAGGUGUGCAGUCUCAGUGGUGAGGACACUUUUGGAACCAUACUAUUUACAUCCAGCUGCUUGCCAAAAGACCACUGUGUCUCCCACCCUGGAGGCGCCCUCAUUGGUAGAAGCAGUCAAAUAACCUCCACUCUAACAAGGUCAAAUGGUCUGCAUGAUUGUCUCUACUGUUGCGAAGAUGACCUGUGUAACACAAGUUGCCAAACUAGAGUGGACUGACAGUGAGGCUCAUGGACUGACUUGUGUACACCUCACUGGAACCAGAUACGGACUCGAGCUUGCACCAAUCCUGUACCGCUACACGGCGGGACAGAUUGCCCAGGCAUAACGACGCAAACGCAAGAUUGCAACACAUUUUCAUGUGGAAUGAAAGAUUGCUCCGAGCUACUACGCAGUGGUGCUGCUCGUCUAAGUGGUGUGUACACCAUCACCACCCCUCUCACUCACACCAAGAUACAGGUGUACUGUGACAUGGAGACGGAUGGAGGAGGCUGGACGAUUUUCUUCUGACUUUCAAGACGUCGACCUUCCUCUAGAAUAACCAGGAGAAAAGUCUUGCACCGAAAGCCUUGCCCAUGUGACGUAUCCAAACCGAGCCAACUUUCGUCGUUCGACGGUCGCCAGUAGGGGCUCUUGUGGACCAACAAGUGUUGUAGUCAUGUGCCGUACGUACUCGUUCGUCUUAUGCUCCUUUUAGGAGAUGCGGAUCAGUCUUCGGAGACAAACACUAUACAUGUUGAUAACAUGAGUAAGUUUGAAGUGUUUUCAAAUCCAGGUCUUAAAUACAUUCACGAAAUAACCUCAAGUGGUUCUUAUCAACUUCGAGUGGACAUUGUACGUUCGAAUGGAACCAAGGGUUACGAUUUGUAUGGCAACUUCAGUCUGCAACCAGGCGCGAACUACACUUUGAACAUUGGGUCGCGAUUACGGUCAGACGGGGGGUAAAUAACAUCAAAAUUAAAAACAAGCAAUACUGUGCGAAAUGGGAAAUGCUAAUAAGAAGCCGUUAUCAGAGGAAUGUGAUACCGACUCUGAUUCGUCAUCCAGACCCGGUGAAAUUAAACUAGUAGAUCUGUCUGACUCGGAUGGGGAUUUAUUUUCAGAUGACGCCAAAGUUAUUAAAAAUCCAUAUCCAAACACAUCAAAAGAUGUCGAAAAACAUUAUGACGGUGGUACAAAAAUGCAUGAGAUGGGAACCGACCAGACUGGUAUUAAACGAGGUUUCCAAGAUACAGAUUACACCUCAAGUAAAAGGCAAACGCAGCUUUUUUGUGGACCAUGCAACAUUCAACGCAAAAUCGCCAUUGCUAUGACGUUCUGUCCUGUUUGUGACAACGAUCCUUUAUGUGCACUGUGUUCAUCGAUCCACAAUACGUCGCCUGUAACGACAUCGCAUACGUUGUUGGACGUUUCUGCAUAUCCGGCUAAAAACGAAGAGGGCCAUUAUGGGACAGGAUACAAACUUUUCAACAAACCGCUUUUUUGUGGACCAUGCAACAAUCAACGCAAAACCGCCACUGCUAUGGCGUUCUGUCCUGUUUGUGACAACGAUCUCUUAUGUGCACUCUGUUCAUCGAUCCACAAUACGUCGCCUGUAACGAACUCGCAUAUGUUGUUGGACAUUUCUGCAUAUCCGGCUAAAAACGAAGGGGGGCAUUAUGGGACAGGAUACAAACUUUUCAACAACCCGCUUUUUUGUGGACCAUGCAACCUUCAACGCAAAACCGCCAACGCUGUGGCGUUCUGCCCUGUUUGUGACAACGAUCUCUUAUGUGCACUGUGUUCAUCGAUCCACAAUACGUCGCCUGUAACGACCUCGCAUACGUUGUUGAACGUUUCUGCAUAUCCGGCUAAAACCGAAGGGGGCCAUAAUAGGAUAGGAUACAAACCUACCUGCAACCUGUGUCUCAUUCAAAAUAUUGAAACUGAAGCAUUCCUUCAAUGUCAAGAGUGGAAAACACAGCUGUGUGAUUCUUGCAGUAAGCAGCAUAAAGCACAGAAGGCGACCCGUUCUCACAAUCUAAUACACAUAAAUGACGAAACACCUAAGACCAAACGAGCAAGACUUCAACCAGUCGUACAUCAACAUCUCCGGACAAAGAGGACACGAUCGGAUACAAAGAGUCGGAAUCAAAUUGGAAGACAUGUACUUGCGAGUUGAAAGAAUGUACAAUUGUUACAAUAUUCUGGUUUUGAAAUGAAAAUAACACUUGUGCACUCUCUUCCUAUUUUCAAAAAACGUUUCUUAUAAUAUUUUUAGGAAACAUGUGUUCUUUAUAAACCGUAUUUUUUGGUAUUUGCCAAAAACUGAAGAAGGCAAUUAUUCACUAACUUUGUUGAAAACAAACAUUGACCUAGAUAUAAUGCAACUUGCUCUUUGUGCUUUUCUCUACAUAUUACGAAUUAAUCUUUAAAUAAAGCUGUUUUAAUCUAA
Messenger RNA from Dreissena polymorpha, 4513 nucleotides. RefSeq lists its product as uncharacterized. The transcript is spliced from 11 exons. Bases 3062 to 4240 code for a protein of 392 amino acids. The record is from RefSeq and is a predicted model, not a curated record. Lineage: Eukaryota; Metazoa; Mollusca; Bivalvia; Myida; Dreissenidae.